Messenger RNA from Melanotaenia boesemani (Boeseman's rainbowfish), 3981 nucleotides. RefSeq lists its product as uncharacterized. The transcript is spliced from 5 exons. NCBI's taxonomy places the organism in Eukaryota, Metazoa, Chordata, Actinopteri, Atheriniformes, Melanotaeniidae. Bases 214 to 3051 code for a protein of 945 amino acids. The record is from RefSeq and is a predicted model, not a curated record.
UUCAUCAGUGAGAACUUUUUGAGAUAACUUCACCAACGUCAUAAUGCUGCAAGUAUUUUGUCUAAACAAUGAUCUAAUUUUUGAGCUGUCGGGCUCUGAAUCAGUAAUAAACUCUUGAUCAUGUAAGGAGUUUCCUCUCACAAACAAGAAUUAAACUCAACCUGGCACGCUGCAUUUUAAUAAAAUAUAAGAGAACAAACCCAUUAAACAUAGAUGAGGCCAACAACCAGCACCAUGCUCCAGCAGAAUAACAACAACAACUACCCCUGCCUGAACAUGUCUGGCUCCACCCGGGAGAUGCUGCAGAGGUGCUCCAGAGCCUCCCUGCCCUUCCCCAGUCGACUGGAACUGGGUCUGGGAGAUCUGCCGCUGGUUCGGGGCCUCCGAGCCUGGGCCUUGUGUUCCAAGAAUCGACGCAGGGCUAACGGUCUGAUGGGAGGAGGACAUGCCCCCACAGCUCCUCCUGCAGGCCGGGGGAACACCACAUCCUGCCCAAGACCAGCAGAUGUGUGCCUGAGCGGGGAGUGGGGUCGCAUGGGUUACGGGCUGCCUCUGGGGCUGGAUGCCAGGCAGGCUGGAAUUGGAGCUUUGGUUACAGUUGCUACGUUGAAGACCUCGGAGGGCAGUGGGAAGACACAGACUCAAUGCCUCUUUCUCCGGACCGAGAAGGGGAGCUGUUUGUACUCCACAGCUAAGCCCAGUUCUGGUGUGACAACCAGCGCAGCCUCCAGUAUGGUUGGAGAAUGGCUGAGAGGGAAGACCGUAGGAGGAGGAGGCAGAGACACUCCAACUGGGAGGAGGGACGGUGGCUCGGCUCCGCCUGCACAGACUGGAGCAAACCAGGUUAGAGUGCAAUCUGGCCGGAGAUGGAGGAAGUCCGGCAACGCAGCAGGCCGGGGGAUGCAGCAGAGGAGCCGGGAGGAUCCUGAACUAGCUGUGGAAGAAAGGCAGGAAGAGCAAGACAAAGGAGGCCAGGACAGGAAGCAGUUUCCCAGUCCACAGCGGGACAGCAGGAGAGCCAAAUGCUGCCACAAUAUUUCUCCUAAGACCUGUGCUCAGUGUGGAAGGAGACCCCAAAGGACAGAGAGCCUGGAUCAAGGUGAAAGUCCUGGAAGGGGAGUUCAAAACAGACUGAAGAGGGAGAGGCAAAAGAAUGAAGAAGAGGAGGAGGAGAAGGGAGGCCACUGUUACCCUGAUUUGGCUGUACCAAGCACUGACCUAGAACAUUACAGAAACUCCCACAGCUGUGUUGAUGAUGAAGAAAUGAGAGGAGCCAAGAGAAAUGAGGGGCAGAGGAAGCAAACUUCCCACAGCCAGGACGACAUCACAGACAGAGAUGAGGAUGCAGACACUGGCGUUAUGAAGAAACACGGAAGCAAUGAUGAUUUCGUGGUGACUGGUGACUUCGAAUUAACACAAAACAGCAGAGCUAAAGGCAAAAAAGCAAAGGAUGAUGACUGUGAAGAAGUAACGCCGUAUAUUAAUGGAUUAUCUAAUCAUCUUGAAGCAAAUGAAGAGUCAGAGAAAGAGACGGAGUAUAUCUCAUCCAGCUGUGCAGCCUCUGUAAGUAGGACCAGCGAGUCCUCCGUUCCUGUAGAGGGCAGCGUCUGCAAUGUAGAUCAUGAAACGAGCUCUGUUCAGACAUCACAUGAAAGCAAACAAAUCUACCUUGAAGUUCAGCAUCUGGGGCCAAAAGGUCUAGAAGAGGCAGACUUUGGGCUCAUGGAUGAAGAAAAAUUAGAUGUUAGCAGAUUUCAGCCCCAAGAACCAAACCUUUUAGCUGAUGAAAGCAGCUCUGUGACUGAGUUAAACAACGAAGAACCUAGAGUUUUCUUUACAAGCAAUGAAAACAACAGUCAAAAGGAAGUUUUAUCAUCCCCUCUCAUACAGAAAAUUCCUUGCAUCUCUGAGUCAGAUGGGGGGAUUGUGAAACAGGAGGAUGGAGACUUUUGGAGGAGGGAGAGCACCUGCAACAAGCUGGGUGAUGGUGAAAGUGAAGCCUCAGACAAGGAUCAUUUUACAGAAGGAACGAGAAACUGUGCAUCAGGAAGUGAGUGGAGGUUACAGUCACAGGAAUCUGCAGACGGGUGGAAUAAAGAGGACGGAGACGCCUCUGGUCAAACAGCCAUCAGCAUUGGAGUUUAUAACGUUGCCUGUGCUGAUCCCCCCACCUCCGUGGCCCUCUCUAAUCCUGCCCCUUCUCUGCCCCCCCUGGCAUCCAUGGCAACAGGCCUGCCCUGUCUGGAGGCAGAGAAGGAGAAAGAGGAGGUGGUCAGAACGACAACAGAAGACAGUAGAGGCCAGGAAGAGGAAAGGAGGUACAGCAGAGAGCUGGAGGAGCAGGGCGAGGAGGAGAGGGGUUCCAACGUGGCCACUGAGGACGUGAGGAAAGAGGAGGAGGAGGAGGAGGAUGAGUUUGGCGUGUUCAUGCAGGCGGAGGGAGAGUCGGCCUGGAGCGAGGGGGUUAACAUGUCUGCCUCAGUGCCUUGUGGGAGCACAGAGAGUGUUGCACUUGGAAACCAAACCACCACCUGCAGGUCAGGCUGGGCCGUCCACCAGUCAGAUGAUUCCUGGACGGCUUUUCCUCGGGACGUGUCUGAUGCAGGUGGAGACGUGGAACAGUGGUGGCCAGCCAGGGCUGCAGAGGCGAGGAGAGACGGACUUUCAACCAAUCACAAUCUGGCGUCUCUCUUUGCCGAAGCCUUUCCAUCCUUCUCCGACUCAUCCUCAAGUGACUCCUGUGACCUCGAUGCCGUUCCCACACUGACACAGCUCCUCAGGGGCAGAGCGGGCCGGGAUCAGGGGCUUUUGGACAGUUUUCACGACUUGAACAAAAUGAUUGUCCAGAGAUACAAGAAAGCCAACAGCGUGUCUCGUGGCCUGCUGCUGAAGACUUUACACCUGGAGCAGCCGCAUGUUGAAAGCAGACCUGCUUCCUGGACAAGCACCCGCCGUCUCUCCCCCGGCCUCCCCUCAGCCAAUCAGCACGCUCAGAACGCUGCCGCCAAGCGACGGCUGUCAUACGACUACAACAGGAACAUCAUGGAGUAAAGCUGUGGGUGGACCAGCAUGAGGAAGGCAGGUUUCUGAGCGCUCUGGAUGCGUAGGGCCCGCUCAUCAGACACUGACUCUUUGCACGCCGUGGUUAUUUAAACCUGAGCCGAUGAGACGACCGCGGCCAUGAAAACAAAGCUUCUUCAGUUCUGUUGCAGAAAGACUGAUGUACGCUGGUGAAGUGAGUCAAUUUCACAAGAUCACCACCUUGUCAUCCAUCACAAACCUCCCAUCUUGAGUUUCUUUCAUGAGCCCAGUAACCACAGUCUGUGUAGGGAAUGAUAACUUGAAGCUGCAGGUUCUUGCCACCAUGUCGAGCCGUCCUGGUAUUUUCCCUCCUCUACCUUUUAUUAUCUGAGAACCUUCAAGCUUCCCUCUGAUAAAAUCAUUUCUCUGAAGUGGGGCUGUAUUUUUUUGUCAAAUUAUUUUGCACUUUGUAGAAAUGAAAAGAUUAAUCUGAUUUUUGGAGGGUUAGCACAUCAAACUGAUCCCUGAUGAUGUGGGCUGUAACCAAUCAAUCAAGCUUAUUACGUUAUUGCUCGGAUUGCAGGACAUCUCACAAAACAUCCUGUUUUAAAGAAAACAGAAGAGAAUUAUUUGCUAAUUUAAACUGUAUUUGAUUGAAAACGGUGCAAAGACAACAUAUGAGAGGCUAGAAGUAAAAUGAUUUGUUUGCUGGAAAAUUUGAAUUUAAUGCCAGUGAAACAUUAAAAAGAAGCUGGAAUAUGUGUGUAUGGCUCCGAAACUGUUGUUCAGCAUUAAUGGGACCAGAUGUUACGUCUUUUAAACUCAUGUCCACUAAUACAGCCACAUCCCAUCAUAGAUACUUAGUUCUUUAGCCAAGACCCAAAACCAUUGAACUUUUUAACUGGUCAGACACUUUUUCUACUCCACUGACAUUUCUGGGCAUGAAUCUCUGGACUUUGU